ACCAAACACAUAGAUAAGCAAAAACUUCUUUAGCAAAAGUUCAGUCAGUCAAUACCUCCGUCGGCACCACCAAAAAAAAGGAAAAUGGAGAAAAUAGAGCACAAAUUGAUUCCCGUCAACGGCCUGCAGAUGCACGUGGCGGAGCUCGGCGAGGGGCCGCUAGUCCUCUUCAUCCACGGCUUCCCGGAGCUCUGGUACUCCUGGCGCCACCAGAUGACGUUCGUGGCGGCGCGCGGUUACCACGCGGUGGCGCCGGAUAUGAGAGGCUACGGCGAAACCACUGGCGCGCCGCUGGAUGACCCGUCGAAAUUCACCAUCAUGCACCUGGUGGGCGACCUAAUCGCGCUGCUGAACGCGGUGGCGCCGAAUGAAGAGAAGGUGUUUGUUGUUGGGCAUGACUGGGGCGCCAACGUGGCUUGGCAUCUCGCUAUGUACAGGCCUGAUAGAGUCAGGGCUUUGGUCAAUCUCAGCAUGCCUUUUACUCCCAGGAAUCCUGCGAUGAAUGCGGUUGAGUCGUAUCAGAAAUUGUUUGGCGAUGAUCACUAUAUUUGCAGGUUUCAGGAACCCGGUGAUAUAGAAGCUGAGUUUAUGAAGGUUGGCACCAAGGAGGUUCUCAAGAACAUGCUUUCAUUCCGUGAGCCUGCUCCCCUGUUCUUCCCUAAGGGCAAAGGAUUUACCUACUCCACUGAUAGAGCACCUUGGUUGACGGAGCAUGAUCUUCAAUAUUAUGUUAGCAGAUUCGAGAACAGUGGCUUCACCGGAGGAGUGAAUUACUAUCGUGCGCUUCCUUUAAACUGGGAACUGAACGCCCCCUGGUCAGGAGCUGGAGUAACAGUGCCAACGAAGUUCAUUACCGGGGAAUUCGACCUUGUUUAUCAUAUCCCUGGGACCAAAGAUUUCAUACACGGAGGUGGAUUCAAGAAAUUCGUGCCGUUGUUGGAGGACGUGGUCGUUCUUGAAGGUGCUGCUCACUUUGUCAAUCAAGAAAGGCCAGACGAGAUCAAUGAACUUAUAUAUGCUUUUAUAAAGCAGUUCUAAUCACUGGAAUCGCAUUAGACUAGGCUUCAAGCUUAUGUAUACAACUUCGACUUCUUCUUCUUCCCCUAAUAAAUGUAUGAGUAAUGUAGCUUGACAUAUGUUGUUCAAAAGAGUUGAUGAAUUUGGUUGGUA
Molecule: messenger RNA, 1170 nt
Organism: Salvia splendens (bonfire salvia)
Lineage: Eukaryota; Viridiplantae; Streptophyta; Magnoliopsida; Lamiales; Lamiaceae
Product: epoxide hydrolase A
Exons: 3
Coding region: 85-1038 (317 amino acids)
Molecular function (GO): catalytic activity
Source: RefSeq, a predicted model, not a curated record